AAUUGGAUUGAGCAAAUUACGUAGCGGGCCCUCCAAGGUGUUGGUUUGAACGGUCUUUCCGACCGAGUGGAGUGCGAGGGUGUGUGGGUGUGUCUGGUGCCUCACACACCCUGCAUCGGGGACGACGGACGGCUGCGAUCCUGAAGGAAUGAACACAGAUGCACGGGACCCCAGGGUCUCCUACGUGCAAUGACUUUCACCGACCUCAAGAAAAGACGUGCUGCCCUUCAAAAGCACCUGUUUCCACGGCUUUAAGCGACUUGGCCCUACCACAUGGUCCUUGGGGGCGAAAUGGGCCCGUCGUGGCUUCUUCAAGUAGAUUGCCGCCGAUAUGUCAAUCGCGUGAGAUAAGAUGCUGUUGCGGUGCUGCAGAGAAUGAAGAGCCGCCUCGAAAUCACUCCUGUGUGUACAACCGAGGGAGACAUGGAUUAGAUGAAUCCCGGGUGCGUCACUGGCUGACCUGUCUGCGGUGGAUGGCAGGCAUUGCAUGGGCGUGAGGCCGUGGCUGUCCUUGUGGUCCGGGUCGCAACUCCAGUCCAGCAAGCGACAAAACGACUGGAUGGCACCCGACUGACAGGCGUGGUGCAGGGCAUUGCGUCCGGUCCUGUCCUGCCACGCAACGUUGGCAAACGACCUGCAUGGAUUCCAUCAAACCAUAUACGAGGGGAUCGCCACUGUCUCUGUCUCUGUCCAUCUGUGUCGCGCAUUCACUUGUUGAGGAGGAUUUCCAGCAGCCCUGCCAUGUUGCUGGACGAUGCCUUGAGAAAGAUUUGUUUCAGCACGGAGCUGCAUCCAACGACCCAGAGGCAGACAGGAAGGGGGAGACAUUAAUGUCUCUAACAGUGUGCCUGCUUCUGCUCUACAUGUUGUUGUAAUUCUCGAGGCUCAUGGCUGCAAGUGCGGCGCCAAGCUCGUUGUUGUUCAUCGUGUGGGCGAACAAGGACGCUGAAUGGUCACUCUGCAUGUUGGGAGGGGCGCGCUGCAUCGAUUGCAGACAGGCAGAAAAGACGCCUCAUCAAUCAGCACGCGCGCCCACAUGGCCUUGUCGUGUGUUGACUCACCAUGCUGGUUCUUUCCCGCUCGAUGGCGAUUGCCCUCUUCUCCCGCCUGUACGCCUCUUCCCGCGCAAUGAUGCCCUCGCGGAUCUGAUCGAGCGGAGACAUGGUAUGUACAUGGAGAGGUCUGGCCUGCUUGCUUGCCUUGAUCAUCUCAAUGAGCUGUUUGAACUUGAGCUUGGUUCUUUGUUCGCGCCACAUGUUCUGGAUGCGCCGCGCACACUCGUCACGCUGCAGGCAUAAAAGUGAAAAGAGGCAGAGACGCAGACACAAUGAAAUGGAUGACAAACAUCCACGACAAGUAUUUCUGCAUGUUGCGUACUCACUCUUUGCGGUGUGAUGAGUGACCUCCAGACAUUCUGCGGCCCUCCAGUGAACUGCUGCCGUGUGUCCUCCGCCGCCACUUUCUUGUGCGGCUGCAUGUAAUGCGGCUGCUCGCCGGACGCAAGUGGCAAUGUGCAGCGCUUCUUGCCCUCCAUCUCGUUCUCCUUGGCUCGGAAGGCCUGCAUAGCAUGUGUGUGUGGCAAAAGGAAAGUGAGGAUUUGUCCGUCGGUUGAGUGUUCCUCUUACUGUGUGCGUACCGUACCGCUCUGAAACGGUUGGCCAUCCUCCUUUGUCCAGCUUUCCGCAUCUCUUGGUUCUUCUCACGCUUUCUCUGGUCCAGCUGCUGUUGAACAUGCCUUCGAAUCUCCUGCGAUAAUGACUGGUCGAUCGUACAUAAAGGGCAAACAAAGAGAACAGCAGUGGAUUCACACACAGGUCCGCUCGGUACGCCUCUCUUUGUCUUUGUGCGUGCUUGCCUCAAGGUGUGAGCUCCUGGAGUGUUCGUAACUCUCCAUGUGGGCGAAGAACUUCUGCAGGAUCUCGUCAGCCACCUUCAACUCCGCCUCGUGGAAGGUGCCCAGCGGAAGCCGCUUUAUCCACUCCUUCAGAUCCUGCCGAUUCUGCUCCGUCAUCGACAGCAGAGAUACCACUGGAUCCCCGCCCGACCUCCCAUCACCACUGACCAGAUACACACACAGACAGCAAGGGAUCAGGCCACCCAUACAGAAAAGGAUCCAUCCAUCCAUCCAUCCCACCCACUGAUGGCUUCCACUGGCGGCUUGCUGGCAGGCGGGGAUGCCGCCUCUGCCGGCUUUGGGCUGAUCUGUGUGUCUAGCAGCAGCAUCGCAAGGGUCACCCGGCUCCACCGCUCGACACCACGGUGAUACGAAUGAAGCAGAUUCCGGGCGGACUUGCGCGAGGCUGCAUUGAGGAGAGAGAACCUGGUGAGAAGACGAUAGAUCGAUGCUAGUCGCAUUCCGUUCACCUCUGAAGGCUCGUUCGGCGUCUCUGUCCCACGCUGGGGCGGCGCUGCGCUCCCAUGUGUGACGAGAAGCCAGAUCUGACCCCACGGCUACCUGGAGACACGGCACAAUAAGACACAACGAAAGGCAGUGCGGUUGUCCUACAAGUGGCGGGUCGGUCUCCUCAUCCUCGGCAAUGCCGAGAGACGCCAUCACCGCUCGGACAGCAGCAGGCGUCGGCACGAAUGCAGGCAUCUCGCACGGCCUCUUGUUAGUCUCUCUCGCAGCACUUGUCGGCCGCUCGGGGGGUGGCGCUUGACGAACAAAGUCGGGACCUUCAUCCUUCUCCGAUUCGACAUCCUCACCUUCGCCGCGCCUCUGCAGGUCUCUCUCCUGCCUUUUGACGGCCACCUGCUGCAGGUGGUGCAGCUCCUGACAGCUCGAGUGGACUAGCAGCCGCUUGAGUUUGGAGUGCAGACCCGGGUAGGGCGACUUGGCCGACAAGUUGAGCCAGUCGAGUCUCCCCCACCGGUCCAUUUCUUUCCUCGACGUGUCCCUGAGGCUCGUUGCCGACCGCUGAGACAUGAACAUGGACAUCUCUCGUUUGUCACCACCAAUGGUCAUGUCGGUCAUCAUCCGAGUGACCCUCUUCUUGGGACUGCUGCCGGACAUCACGCUCGUCUUGCGCGAGGGAGUCUCCCUGUCGUAGCUCGUCCCUAGCAUGGAUGACGUCAGGUGGUUGUACGUCUGAUGGCUGAGACCCCAUCUCUUUCUCUUCUUGUCGAUGCGACGAAGGAAGGUGGACAGCGACUUGGCAUUGUGAAAGAAGCCCUUGAUCCACCGCACGUCGUGCGGGUCGUCCCUUCCCUCAAUGAAGUCCCGGUAUGUCCUGUACUCCUGCAGGCCCUCGAACUCCCCGUCCUUCAAGGACCGGGUCCGCGCAAAAAGGUAUGGCUUUGUUGAAGUAUCAGCGGCCGCGGUGGAUGGCUGGGUCGGUGCCUCGCUGGGGAUACCAAGGCUCGAGCGCCGCUGCUGAUGCUGACCGGUAAGGCCGGUGAUCGACGAGCGUCUUUCUGCCAGCUGCUGCAUGCGGACAGAGAAGCUCUCGUCCGUGUGUGGUUUGGGCUUGGCCUUGGCGGCGGGACUCCCGGUCGAACCAUCUGCAUUGCUGCUGCUCCUCCUGGCGCCGCUCGCAUCCGAUUCGGCUGAAGCCCUGGCACUCGGCGCCUUGGCAGUCGCCUCAGCGGCCUCUGCUUUCCUUAGCGAAAAAGACUCUGCGAGGAAAGUGAGGGAAGGCCGUUCUUGCUCCUUCUUGGGGGAUCUCUCGGGUGAUUUCUGGGAUGGACUGCCACAGCCCGGCCCUUCCUCGUCUGUCGCCUCUGAUGUCUCAGAGCCCUCCUCAUCGCCCUCUUCGUCCUUGUCUUCGUCAUCUGCAGGGAGAUCAAUGCCAGGAUAUACCGAAUCGUAGGAAGCGUCGGAGCUCCGCAUUUGAGGCUUUCGUAGGCAGUGCCUCACGCC
This is a messenger RNA of Vitrella brassicaformis, 3859 nucleotides long. NCBI's taxonomy places the organism in Eukaryota, Vitrellaceae. The record is from the annotation of a GenBank genome assembly.